This is a messenger RNA of Adineta ricciae, 426 nucleotides long. The record is from the annotation of a GenBank genome assembly. Lineage: Eukaryota; Metazoa; Rotifera; Eurotatoria; Adinetida; Adinetidae.
AUGAGUUCAUCGAUACGUCUUAACCAAAUCUUACUUGUUGUCGUCUUCUAUUCAACUUUUCAAGUUGUUGACAAUAAAAUUCGCCAUCGUCGCCAAUAUUUUCAAAGUAAUCGUCUUCAACAGAUUCUAAUGUCUAAUCAGCAAUCUUAUCAAUAUCCAACGCCUGUAAAUGUAAUAAGCGGUGGUUCCUACAAUCCUGGUCAAUACGACACUUAUCCAGACCAUAGUUCCGAUUAUUAUCCGAAUCUCAACGACAUGCGACUGCCGUCGAGUAAUUUACAAAAUGGAAAUUCCUAUCCUUCAAAUCCUCGAGGUUUUUCAAAUCGUUUUAUAAUGAAUACCGCUCAAAUUCUCAGUAAUUCAUCAUUGUUCAUCAAAGUUCUUCUCGGUUUUUUUAUUCACAUACUCGCACUUCAACUUUUUUAA